GAGAAUCAGACGGGAUCAUCCAGCGAAGCAAUGUUGAGUUGCCAACUGUCUUGAAUAAUGCGUAUCCUUCUUGUCAUCAGCCUAUUGUUCUGCAUAUGCCAUUGUUUUCUUGCACAAGGAGUUGGAGAGUUAUGCAAGAUUCUGACCAAUCUCCUUCAUGAUGCGGAUUCCCAGCAACUCUAUGACCUACUUGACUGUGAUAAGAUGCUAUCUUCAUGCGGUACAGUGCUGAACAGAAAGUGCCCACACCCAUGGGUAGUUAUUGUUCGUGAUAAGAAAAGGAAGGCUGAAAUGUGUGUUGGAACCUUAAUAGACGAGAGGCAUAUCAUCACUGCUGCCCAUUGCUUCAGUCAAAGGUAUUUUCUCGCUGACGAUGUGCAUGUGGGUAUGGGUUCACAAAAGGCUGGACAGCUCACCUACAUAGACUUGGAGUCCUUUACGCUUCAUCCUAAAUACAGAAACACUGGUUUGGCAAGACACGAUGUCGCAGUUCUCACCUUGAAGAAGAAGGUUUGGUUUACGCCCUGUAUUCAGCCAAUAUGUAUACCCGGAACAGCAACCAAUCCUGAAAAGGGAGAACUGGUCACAAUCGUAGGAUUUGGGCGUUUCUGGAACAAACAAAGGGCAAGAUUGCAGGCAACUGUGCUACCAGUAAUAAGCCGUGAGGAGUGUGUGAACAUCUACCCGGAAGUUUCGGCACUACAGCAUUCGAUCUGCGCUGGAUUGUGGUCUAGCAUAUCUUCUUCGUCAGUUUGUCAUGGAAAUUCAGGAGCCCCAAUGAUGCUUCAACGAGAAUAUAAGUGGUUUCUGUACGCUGUCAGCACAUCACACAGGAGUUGCGAAGAAGCUGUUUCUGUGUACAUAGACAUUCCUCACUAUGCCACCUGGAUCAACAGUGUUAAAGAACAUGAACAGCUCUCUUGAAUGUUUGCACCUAUCAAUGUUAAAAUAAAUGCGUGACAAAAUGAACAUGUACCGUUUCAUGGCAAUUUGAUUUCCAUUUUGUUUAAUUUUAUUUUUUGAGAGUUCAUGUACACACAUGUGCGUAUAACUCGGUAGCUAGAAAUAAACAUAAAGUAAUGUUUCA
This is a messenger RNA of Haliotis rufescens (red abalone), 1087 nucleotides long. RefSeq names its product CLIP domain-containing serine protease B9-like. NCBI's taxonomy places the organism in Eukaryota, Metazoa, Mollusca, Gastropoda, Lepetellida, Haliotidae. Gene Ontology annotation, biological process: proteolysis. Bases 58 to 924 code for a protein of 288 amino acids. The record is from RefSeq and is a predicted model, not a curated record. The transcript has 7 exons. Gene Ontology annotation, molecular function: serine-type endopeptidase activity.